Molecule: messenger RNA, 1641 nt
Organism: Paralichthys olivaceus (Japanese flounder)
Lineage: Eukaryota; Metazoa; Chordata; Actinopteri; Pleuronectiformes; Paralichthyidae
Product: zona pellucida sperm-binding protein 3-like
Source: RefSeq, a predicted model, not a curated record
CUGUGCAGAACACUCGUUGUUGUGAAGUCAUGGUGAUGAAGUGUACUGCGGUGUGCCUUGUGGCACUGUCCUUGCUUGGCGGCUUAUGUGAUGCUCAGUGGAUGAAGCCAGUACAAAAACCAAAUUACCAGAAUCCAUCUGUGAGACAGGAGCCCAGCAAACAGUCGCCUCAAGAGCCCCAGCAGGUAAAGCAAACAUUUGAGAAACCACUCACCUGGGAAUACCCUGAAGAUCCCAAGCCUGAGCUCCAGCCUGAGGUGCCUUUUGAGCUGAGAUAUCCAGUUCCUGCUUCAACUGUUGCUGUUGAGUGCAGAGAAAGGGAUGCUCUGGUGGAAGUCAAGAAGGACCUGUUUGGGAUUGGCCAGUUCAUCAAUUCUGCCGACCUUACUCUGGGAAGCUGUAAUGCUGUAGGAGAGGACAAUGGUGCCCAAGUGUUGAUUUUUCAAUCUGAACUUCAUGGCUGUGGCAGCUCAUUAGCAAUGACAGAAGAUGCCCUUAUCUACACCUUCACUCUGAACUAUAAUCCUCAAAGUCUGGGUGGUUCUCCUGUGGUGAGGACAAGCAAAGCUGCUGUAAUUGUGGAGUGUCACUACCCAAGGAAGCACAAUGUGAGCAGCCUUCCUCUUGACCCUCUGUGGAUCCCAUUCUCUGCAGUUAAGAUGGCAGAGGAAUUCUUAUACUUCACACUGAAACUCAUGACUGAUGACUGGCAAUUUGAAAGGCCAAGCUACCAGUAUUUCCUGGGAGAUAUGGUUAAUAUUGAGGCCACCGUCAAGCAGUUCUUCCACGUGCCCCUCCGUGUUUUUGUGGACAGCUGUGUGGCUACUCUUUCUCCCGAUGCAUCCUCCAGCCCCAGAUAUGCCUUCGUUGAAAACAAUGGGUGUUUGGUCGAUGCCAGGAUCACAGGCUCCUCCUCAAAAUUCAUGGCUCGCUCUGCAGAGCACAAGCUAGGGUUCCAGCUGGAGGCCUUCAGGUUCCAGGGAGCUGAUAGUGGACUACUCUACAUUACUUGCCACUUGAAAGCAACAUCAGCUGCCUACAGCAUUGAUAAUGAACAUAGAGCUUGUUCCUACAUCAAUGGGUGGAGGGAGGCCAGCGGUGCUGAUGGAGCCUGUGGCUCCUGUGAGUCUUCUGGAUUUCCCAAGACUGGUUCUUCCCCUGGUGCAGGUGGCUCAUAUGGCACUUCAUCUGGUGCAGGUGGCUCAUAUGGCACUUCAUCUGGUGCAGGUGGCUCAUAUGGCGCCUCCUCUGGUGCAGGUGGCUCAUAUGGCGCCUCCUCUGGUGUAGGUGGCUCAUAUGGCGCCUCCUCUGGUGUAGGUGGCUCAUAUGGUGGAGCAUCUGGUGUAGGUGGCUCAUAUGGUGGAGCAUUUGCCCCUGGUAGGAAGAUACGUAGUGUAUCCCAAGAUUCCAGUGAAGUUUUCAAAUGGGAAGGUGAUGUCACCAUGGGUCCAAUCCGCAUCGAAGAGAGGGACUUUGCCUCAAAGCAUGCUCGUUUUUAACUCAAUGUGCUGCCACAGCAAUGGCCAUUGAAAUAAACAUUCUGAAUGGUUCAUAUAUCUGUCUGUAUAUGUUAUUUUCUUUCUUCUUCUUAAUAGCUCUGCCUAAACAAGGAAAGUAACCCCAUUUACUUCAUCAAAUGUA